UUCAAGAUUUAACUGAAGGAUAUGACUGUAUGGCCUCGCCCUGGGGCAAACCAAGAAGGUGGGACUUAGGCUCUCAGAACUUAAUUCAUCGAGGAACAGGAAUUUCAUCAUUCAUCGGGAAGGGUUCUGGUUUACGGAACACUGAGAUAAAGAAGAUUCCCAGAUAUGGACCUGCUGACUGGAAGAAGUCUUCCUCUUCCUCGCCAUCAUCGCACUAUGGCACCCUGCCGCGGGUCAGCAGAAGAGCCUCUGUUAUGGCACCUGGAACCAGGGCUAUUCUUGCUCGUUCAAAUAGUUCCAACAGUACAGACAACAUCUCCAGAUCCAAAAGUUUCGCUGCUAACUCUCACAGGGAAUUACCAAGAUCCAGCUCUACUACGUUAACUCCAGGCAGUGUUGAGAAGAGUCCAAUGACAUCUCAGGGUUCAUUCAGGAAAAAAAGUAUUAGGAAGUCAUACAGUACGGCUACAUUGCCAAGAAAUGCGAGGUUAUCUCGUAAUGAACCAGCAAAUUCUGCUGUUAGGUACACGGAUUCCCGGGAGAAAAGAUCAAAUUCACUGAAACGAUCUUCUUCCAAUGACUUUUCUUUGCGAUUAUCACCAGUGUCCAGUAGAUCUCCAUCCAGAGAAUCCAAACAUGAAAUAUCAAAUGCUACAAUAAGACGAUCUAUGGAGACCCGGGAAAAGCAUCGAGAUAGACCAGACAACGUCCUUCAGACCAGAAAAGGUCCUCCGAUAUCCAAACGAAACAUGAACGUUCGUGCAAAUCAAGUUAUAAGAUCCAGCUCACAAUCUGCAAUAUCAAAAUCUGGGGGAAGAAAAGUGAGUCGCUCUAAAUCUAUGGGAGUUAUAAGUGGAAAUCACGGACCUCACUCUCAGGGAAAAGAUAAGACACAACUACAUCGACUGAGUGAUAGCGAUAAUGAAACACAGAACUCCUUACAGAACCACGGUCAUCAGAGUCCAAAUGGACGAAACAAAUCAAAGUACUCUCUUCGGAGACAAAGUGAAAGCGACAGUUGUAGCGAACCUUCGGUAUUAUUUACGAGACAUGACUAUCUGAGAAAAUCUGCUAGAGGACGAUUACAAGCUCAAGAAAAUUCACGAAAUCUGAAGAAAUCUCCAGAUAUCAAAGUUGAACGGACUCGUGGGAAGGAAAAUAUAAAGAGUGUUGUACCAUAUCAGGAGAGAAACUCGCCCAUGCGGAGGGGCAGGGAGCCAAAUAAUUUCCAGAACAUUAGUCACAGGUACAAAAUAGAUAGUGAGGAUGGUGCUGAUGAUACCUUAUUCGAUUGUACACAGAUCAGUUCCGAAUCAGCUCUGAUCAGUUCUGAAUCAGAGUUUGAGGUCAUGAGACCCGAAAAGAAUAUUGUCAUAACUGAGAAGCCCUCAUUUCGGGAAAUAAGGAAUCGAAUUAGGUCACGAGAUCCUAGAGAUAUAAAAUUUCCUCGAGCAAGAUCAAUAAGUCCGGGUCGAAGACAUUGUCUAGUUCAACUUCACCAGAUAACUUUCAACCUGGAGAGACCACCAACUUGCAUGGAAUUAGCGGACUUCUAUAAAAAUCCUGUGAUGACUCCGAAGUUCAAAAAUAAGCUAAAAUCUUCAUGGCAUUCUCCGAAGUUGAAAACGAACACAAAGAAAGGAAAUCGUAAAAAAACAAGUAACAAAUACUCAUCUUCUGGUCGGCAUCGUAUUUCCUCAUCAAGUGAUGAAGCAAGCAUGAUAUCCUUCAGGGAGUAUGAAAGAAGGGUAACAACAAAUCGAACAUCAGAUUCAGAUAUGGAGUCAAAUACGAUCGGGAUCAAUCCUGGUUAUCGUGCGAAAUUGCCAAAAAAAUGUAUCUUUGCUUCAAAGUAUCAAACUAAGACAACUGUUUCUUCUGAAUCUGGUUCACAAAAUGAUACUCAGUCCAAUACAGAGUCAAAGUCAUCACUUGGUGCUGAUUCUAUGGCUAAGAUUCCAGAAAUGGUUUAUUGUGAUGCUGAUCUAGGAAAUCGCAACGAAUUUAUUGAAGAAAACUCUGAGAUACAAACGAAGGAAAGACCAGGGACUUCUAAUAAUAAGCUACAAACGAACAUAGAUGCACCAGAACCUUUUAAAGGUGGCCUUAAUGAGGAGGAAGUGAUUGCUGAGCUACAAUUUAUUAUUGAGCAGGAAGAGAUUGAUCUAGAAAACACUACAUCAUCAAUCAGUAUGAGCUCUAUAAAAGAGGAGCCCUUAGACCUCAAACAAUUUGAGUCUCACGAGAAAUUGUUGUCUGAUAAAGAUCUGAACAGUGAAAUCAAACUUCUUACUAAUUCUUUAAGUGAGGAUUCAGACCCACUAAAGAUUGACGAUGAUGCUCUAUUCUCGCGAACAAAAUCGUUUAGUUUCAUGUCUUCCACUCGUCAAGAAGACGAAAGUGUUGAGCAUGCUGUAGAUAAGGUAUGUCUUUCAUCAGAAAAAGAAACAAACGAAUCUUGUGGAGUAGCUGUUGUUGACAAAUUUUCGGGAUUUUCCCGCGAAUUAAUAAAAGAGAAGCCUCAUGUUGGUAUCAAAACAAAAAACAUUCCCUCAAAGUCUGAAAAAGUUAAAUUCGAAUCGACUGUGUUGAAUUCUGAGGGGAACAAACUUUCUAAAAAUAACAAUUCUGUCUUUGCUACUACCGAUACAGCUAAGAACCCAGCGUUCGUAGAAGAAUUGGAACUUCCAAAACAUGGUCCACUUCUGGAGUCAGAGAAAGUUGUAUCUGAGUCAGAUGUAAUUAACUCUGAGGAAAAAGAGAUUUUUGAAAACAACAGUUCUAUUUCAACUUCUUCCGACAAAACUGACAGUUCAAUGAACGAAGAAGAAACCCCAGAACCUGUUCGAACGUUCACACCGCGACCUAGAUCACCUCUUGGUUUCAUCAGGCCAAUCAGAACCAGCUUCUCUGCAAACACCCUUGCCUACCUUCAAAAUAAAAAAGUAAAUAUAACCUCUCCAACCGAUGGACUUAAUGCAAAGAUAGGAGCCAUAUUCGAGAGGUCAAGGCCCUUUGAUUUUUUUAGUUACGUCACAGAUUCAGAAACAUCCCCAACAGAUUCAGAAGCCGACGUGAGUAACACUGUGCAACCAAGCACAAACAUAUCUCCACUUUAUGAUGGCCCUAACAUAUUUACCUUAACUAAUUUGUCUACGGAUAAUGUGUUAGAACCUCAAGACUCACUAGUUGACUCACCUGAGGUAGUGGAUACCUCUGGGCUGCUCCCGGAUCAGAGGCCAUAUUACAAGACUGUUGUGAUAGACCCUCUGUCACCUGAUACUUCUGCUACUGGAUCCUCCUCUGAGGACACCUCGAACUCGUCUCAAUCAGAGAGUUUCACUGUUUCGAAUACCAGUGAGUCAUUUCAUCAGUGAAUUAUUUCUGUUUUUAGUAAAAGAAUUGUGAUCUAGCCUUAUCAAUCCUUCAAUCUGUAUUUACGUUUGGUAUGUGAUGUUUAAUUACUGUUUUUUGAAAAAUGAAUAUCUAGAACAGCAUUUAUGCUGUGGUGAUAACCACCGUGGUAUUAAUUUUGUAAAUGAAAUGUUGAAACCUACGAUGACUAUAACUAUCAGUUUGAUUAAAAUUUAACUUUAAUAUAUAC
Bolinopsis microptera is the source of this 3604-nucleotide messenger RNA. RefSeq lists its product as uncharacterized. The transcript is spliced from 7 exons. The record is from RefSeq and is a predicted model, not a curated record. NCBI's taxonomy places the organism in Eukaryota, Metazoa, Ctenophora, Tentaculata, Lobata, Bolinopsidae. The coding region runs from base 30 to 3377 and encodes 1115 amino acids.